CGACCACAUUUUCAGUGCUCAAAAAACUCACUCGCCGACAAUGCUUGCAAACUUUCAACGUUCUCAUAUAUUCUGCAAAAUAUUUGUUACUUUAGGAACCGCAAGCUUAAUAUGGAUAUUGGUUUGCACAAACAUUCUGAUAUCUAAGCAGGCCAGUUUGUAUCGGCUUCCGAUUGGUUUCGAUCAAAGUAACUUCUUUUUUGGAGGUUCACCAAAUUUAAAGGACUUUGCUGACGAAUCUACGAUGCAUUUGCAAUCACUGUGCAACGAGAAUGCCACUAAACGAGGGCCACACCAGAAAGUUGUCUCGUACUCAUUCUUUGGAACUCUUGCCAACUCAGUUCGAGGCUUUUUAGAAGGAAUCGAAAUUAAUGCCAGACUCGUCAGGAGUCACUAUCCAAACUGGGUUAUGCGAGUUUACCACAACAUGAGUGCUGAUCAGGGGCAAUUUAAAAUGAUACUAGAGUUUCUUAAAAUGAGCUACGGAGACGUGUUAGACAUGUGUUACGUUGAUGCGAUUCCUGAUGUUGGAAACUCGACUCACACGUGUUAUAUGUGGCGGUUUAUUCCAAUCGCCGACCCUCUUGUAGACGUUUGUAUUGUUCGAGAUCUCGACGGUGAAAUCAGUGAAAGAGAAGUAAAUGCGGUGCAAGAGUGGCUCUCUUCUGACCAUACCUUUCACGUUAUGCGCGAUCACCCUGGACAUAUGGGCCGGCACAUUAUGGCUGGCAUGUGGGGAGCACGAUUAGACACAGGAUUCAGAGAAUUCUUUUCUAAUCAACUGAGAAUGAUGUUUAGACUUGCAAUGGAGCCUGGGAAAGAACGGAGCUUUGACCAAAACGGUUUGAGAGAUACCAUCUGGCCACAGGGCGAAAAGGAUAAACGUUUCAUCUUACAGCACGAUAGUUAUUCAUGCACGAGUGAGAGAUAUUUGAAAGGAGGCGUAAUGCGGCCGUUCAAAGAUUGCAGAAAUGCGUCCCAACCGUACAAUUUUAUUGGCUCAAGGAGAGGAGUCGACAUGGAGCCUUUGAACAAAGUCUGUCCAGAACAGUGCCGACCGCGACCUGAAUGUAUUUAUUGUUAAAAUUUUAAGAGUA
Molecule: messenger RNA, 1097 nt
Organism: Cloeon dipterum
Lineage: Eukaryota; Metazoa; Arthropoda; Insecta; Ephemeroptera; Baetidae
Exons: 5
Coding region: 41-1084 (347 amino acids)
Source: RefSeq, a predicted model, not a curated record